This is a messenger RNA of Salvia hispanica, 357 nucleotides long. The record is from RefSeq and is a predicted model, not a curated record. NCBI's taxonomy places the organism in Eukaryota, Viridiplantae, Streptophyta, Magnoliopsida, Lamiales, Lamiaceae.
AUGGCAUCAUCAUCAACUGGGGAGGAUCCUUUGUAUUGUGGUCCCGAAGACCCGAGCGUACUUUACUUGCAACCGUAUCACAUAACCGAAAGCAUAAUCUCUGAGAAUGAUACAGACCCCUUCCAACCGCGCAAAUUGGAUAAUAACAUUUUUCAAGCUCAAAUGCAUGACCGUGUGUUGGGGCAUAUAGAGCGGAUGGGGUUUGGUGGCAUAUACCACUGUGGAAAACCGAAAAUGUUGGACGUUUCACUUAUCGGGGCAUUGAUUGAGAGGUGGCGUCCUGAGACACACACGUUUCACCUUCCAGUUGGUGAAGCUACAGUGACCCUUCAGGAUAUCGAGGUGCUUUGGGUUUAA